This is a messenger RNA of Phialemonium atrogriseum, 348 nucleotides long. RefSeq lists its product as uncharacterized. Gene Ontology annotation, biological process: transmembrane transport. Gene Ontology annotation, cellular component: plasma membrane. NCBI's taxonomy places the organism in Eukaryota, Fungi, Ascomycota, Sordariomycetes, Cephalothecales, Cephalothecaceae. Bases 1 to 348 code for a protein of 115 amino acids. The transcript is spliced from 2 exons. The record is from RefSeq and is a predicted model, not a curated record. Gene Ontology annotation, molecular function: transmembrane transporter activity.
AUGGGCUCCGCCAUCUGCGUCUCUGGCGUGGCGGGACUCUCAGUAGAAGUUAUGACUCUUAUCGCCGUUACAACAACCAUGCACGAGCGUCCGUUCAAAGACCCUCGCCCCGGCGUCCCGUUCGAGGAUCGCCUUGCUGAGAUGAAAUAUGUCGGAAUCAUUUUGCAAAUGGCCGCCCUGGUGGCCUUCGUCUUGGCUAUUAACUGUGGCGGUGUCGUAUACGCCUGGGAUUCGGGCGCCGCCAUCGGGCUCUUUGUUUGUUUAAGUCAGCUCUUCAUCCUCCUGGAGAUCCACUUCCCGUCAGGCGCGAAGUACGCCUGGUACCCGAACUGCGACCCCUGGCAGUAG